Penicillium hordei is the source of this 3513-nucleotide messenger RNA. RefSeq names its product Disease resistance protein. The coding region runs from base 1 to 3513 and encodes 1170 amino acids. Gene Ontology annotation, cellular component: kinesin complex. Gene Ontology annotation, molecular function: catalytic activity; protein binding. The transcript is spliced from 3 exons. Gene Ontology annotation, biological process: nucleoside metabolic process. NCBI's taxonomy places the organism in Eukaryota, Fungi, Ascomycota, Eurotiomycetes, Eurotiales, Aspergillaceae. The record is from RefSeq and is a predicted model, not a curated record.
AUGUCGCUGAAAUGUUUGAGCCGCGAUUCCUACCGGGUGGGAUGGAUAUGCCCGUUAGAGGUGGAACAAAUUGCGGCAAUGGAGAUGCUAGACGAGGAGCACCAACGUCUUCCGCAACCCAGCGGGGAUACAAACAUUUACAACCUCGGCAGCAUCAACAACCAUAACGUGGUUAUUGCUGGUCUUCCUCGGGCGGGGAACUGCUCCGCAGCUACUGUCGUCACUCAAAUGAAGAUGACGUUCCCAAACCUCAAGUAUGGCCUACUGGUCGGGAUUGGGGGCGGCGUACCGACAAAGACCGAGUUUGGAAUGAUCCGUCUAGGUCAUGUGGUCGUUAGUGAACCGACUGGUGUACACUCUGGAGCAGUACAGUACGAUCACGGAAAAGCGAACGCGGGUCACUUUGAACGCAAAGGAUUCCUCGCACCUCCGCCAACAGCUCUUCUUAACGCUGCGCGGGAGGUGGCUAUCCGGCGCCAUAGGAUGGACUAUGAUCCAAUUUGGAAGAACCUGGAGCGAAUCCAAACUAGUCGUCGACCACUUCGUCGCUUCAAGUUCCCCGGCGCUGCGAAUGACAAUCUCUACCCAGCCAACUAUACACAUGGGCAGCAAGGGAUAUCAUGUGAAGAUAGUGGAUGCGACCCGAGGCAGCGUAUCGAGCGACCGAUAGACGAGGAAGACGACUCGUUUAUUGUUGUACACCGAGGCACAAUAGCUUCAGGGGAGAUGGUGAUCAAGGAUGCUAAGAAAAGAGAUGAUCUGGCACAGGAGCAUGGGGUGCUAUGCUUCGAAAUGGAGGCUGCAGGGGCCCUUACUGAUUUCCCAUGUAUGGUGAUUCGAGGCAUCUCCGACUAUUGCGAUUCGCAUAAAAACGACCAAUGGCAUGGUUAUGCAGCGGCGGUAGCGGCCGCGUAUGCACGUCAGUUAUUCUUCCAUAUGUCCAUUGAAGAGGCACAACGAAAUCCGAACUCAAUGCCUAUCAAUUUCGAGCUCCCGCUUAAUCUGUCCGACAUAUCCGAAGUGACGCGAUUCGUUGCACGAAAAGAUCAGCUGGAGAGAAUGCAUGGUAUUCUUGACACAUCUGUUGGACGCCGUAUUGUUGUGGUGCAUGGGUUAGGUGGUAUUGGUAAGACGCAGCUAGCCAUCGCAUAUAUCAAACGGAAUCGGUCUCAUUACUCAGCGAUAAUAUGGCUAAAUGCAAGGGAUGAAACAACAUUGAAGCAAAGCUUUGCUCGCACAGCCGAGUGGAUUCUACGCCACCAUCCGUCUGUUACAUACAUUGCCAGUGCUUUGAAGAGUCGAGAUCUGGACGAGACAGUGAAUGCGACCAAGCGAUGGUUGGACGACCCGAUGAACGAUCGCUGGUUGAUCAUCUAUGAUAACUAUGAUAAUCCCCUACCGGGCAACCAUACGAGGAAAGGCAUAAGCUAUGCUUCCUCUGUCGAGGCAGGUAUACAUAGCGAUGAUGACAAAGAUCUUGCAAAGGCGUUUGAUCUUCGGAAAUUUCUGCCCGAGACCGACCAUGGUGCCAUUGUUGUGACCACACGGUCCUCUAUGGUAAAGCUAGGCCAAACACUUCACUUGCGCAAGCUAGAGGAUAUCAAUGAUAGUCUCGAGAUCCUGGCUUCCGUCUCUGGCCGUGAAGAUCUAAAAGAAGACCCCGUAGCCACUGAUCUUGCAAGGCAACUCGAUGGACUUCCUCUGGCCCUCGCGACAGCUGGCGCGUAUUUAGAGCAGGUAUCGAUCAGCUACACUGAGUACCUCCAGCUGUACCGAGAAUCAUGGCAGAGAUUACACGAAGAUACGCCACAGCUAGGGGCCUACGAUCAAACGCUGUACUCAACUUGGAAUAUUUCGUAUCGAUACAUUCAGCAGCAGAGUCCUAUUGCGGCUAUGCUUCUCCGACAAUGGGCCUAUUUCGCUAAUGAAGACUUAUGGUAUGAGCUGCUGGAGUAUAGCGGCCCGGAGAAGCCGGAAUGGCUGUGCGCACUGACAGAGAACAAGCUCACAUUUCAUGCAAGCUUGAGACUUCUGUGCAGCCACGGGCUCGUUGAAGCUGAUCCGACUACCAUAUUACAGCGUGUGGAGUCACGAGGGUAUAGCGUACAUGGCUGCGUUCAUUCGUGGAUGAUUCAUGUGUUAAACCAGGGGCUUGACAAGAGUAUGGCCUGGAUAGCAGUCAAAUGCGUAGCGGCGCAUGUGCCUCGGCGGGAAGAACACAGAUUCUGGCUUAUACAACGGCGGCUGAUUGCACAUGCAGAUAGAUGCCUGGAGAUAAUAAAUAAUCUAGAAGUUGAAGGUGAGGAUGCGGAGGCACUAUAUUCUUUGGGUUAUCUCUACGCGGACCAAGACCGGCUCCAAGAGGCAGAGGCGAUGUACGAACGAGCGCUAGAAGGCUACGAAAAGGCGCGGGGACGAGAACAUACGUCGACGCUAGAUAUCAUCAACAACCUCGGCCUCCUCUACGCGGAUCAAGGCCGGCUCCAAGAGGCAGAGGCGAUGUACGACCGAGCGCUAGAAGGCUACGAAAAGGCGUGGGGACGAGAACAUACGUCGACGCUAGAUACCAUCAACAACCUCGGCCUCCUCUACGCGGAUCAAGGCCGGUUCCAAGAGGCAGAGGCGAUGUACGAACGAGCGCUAGAAGGCUACGAAAAGGCGUGGGGACGAGAACAUACGUCGACGCUAGAUACCAUCAACAACCUCGGCCUCCUCUACGCGGAUCAAGGCCGGCUCCAAGAGGCAGAGGCGAUGUACGAACGAGCGCUAGAAGGCAAGGAGAAGGCGUGGGGACGGGAACAUACGUCGACGUUAGAUACCGUUAACAACCUCGGCAGCCUCUACGCGGAUCAAGGCCGGCUCCAAGAGGCAGAGGCGAUGUACGAACGAGCGCUAGAAGGCAAGGAGAAGGCGUGGGGACGAGAACAUACGUCGACGCUAGAUACCGUCAAUAACCUCAGCAACCUCUAUACAGAUCAAGGCCGGCUCCAAGAGGCAGAGGCGAUGUGCGAACGAGCGCUAGAAGGCUACGAGAAGGCGUGGGGACGAGAACAUACGUCGACGCUAGAUAUCGUUAACAACCUCGGCAUCCUCUAUAAAAAUCAAGGCCGGCUCCAAGAGGCGGAGGCGAUAUACGAACGAGCGCUAGAAGGCUACGAGAAGGCGUGGGGACGAGAACAUACGUCGACGCUAGAUACCGUUAACAACCUCGCCAUCCUCUAUAAAAAUCAAGGCAGGCUCCAAGAGGCAGAGGCGAUGUACGAACGAGCGCUGGAAGGCUACGAGAAGGCUUUUGUCGCGACCUCACCUUUCACCUACAUCCCUGCCUUGAACACUCUUAUAAACUUUGGCCUUCUAUGUGAGAACAAUGGGAAAGUUGAUACCGCUCUGCUGUAUUAUCAGCGGGCGCUGGUAGGCACUGAGGCUGUUUGGGGCCAGGAUAGCGAACGAUAUACCUGGCUUUCCAACAGAUUAAGAUCUCUACAGCGUGACGUGUGUGAGAUUUCUGACUGA